Messenger RNA from Lasiodiplodia theobromae, 1635 nucleotides. RefSeq lists its product as uncharacterized. The record is from RefSeq and is a predicted model, not a curated record. Bases 1 to 1635 code for a protein of 544 amino acids. NCBI's taxonomy places the organism in Eukaryota, Fungi, Ascomycota, Dothideomycetes, Botryosphaeriales, Botryosphaeriaceae. The transcript has a single exon.
AUGCGAGCUCCACGAGCCCUAGCCGCCGUCGGAGCAGCCUUUUUCGCCCAGCACGUCUUUGCCACUCCUGGACUCUUUGACGUCGACUUCGACGAAAAUCCCGCCCCUGUCGCUGAACACGCUCUCCGCGACAAAGCCUAUCUGCCCGCCCAGAUCUGCGGUAUUAUUGGCGCCUACAUCUUCUCUGUUCUCGUCGUCGGCAUUGCCCUCCUUACCUACGGACGCAAGAUGCGUCGCGCUGUUACCGACCAGCGCGUCGACGUCGUCAAGGCGAACGGCACCAAUGGCUUCGAGAUGACUCCCGUCUCGCCCUCUUCGCGCUGGCGCUCGCCCCUCAGCCCCAGCAAGCUCAAGCAUGCCUUCAAGAAGAGCCAGACGAGCAUUGCCGAGCGCCAGCAGCAGAGUGUGCCUACGAGCCCCAUCAGCCCCAGCUGCCAGAGCAUGUCGUCCUUCGACCAGAACUUCCUAAAGAACCAACAGGAGGAGAGACAGAAAGAGAUGGAGAGAUUAUACGCUGCCGUCAUGGAACACGACGAGGAGAGGAAAAAGAAGGUCGCUAACUCGUCCGCCGAGGAGAUCCAAGAAUCGCCUGAGGAGGAGGAAGAGGAGCGCCACUAUCCCGUGCAACCGAAGGGCCGCCCGCCCAUGAUCAACACUGCUGCCUCUCUCCGAGUCCCCAGCAGUCAAAAUCCUGCGAGUCCCAUCUCGCCCGCCAGCCCUCGCAGCCCAGUCCGCGCCAUCUACCCUCCGGAGAGCCCAAUGGCCGCUGCUCGCCGCCAGAAUUACGCCAGCCCUCCGCCAUCGUCGCCACGUGGAAUCCUCUCAAAGAAGGACCGAACUGCAUCAAUUGGCUCCACUGGUAGCAAGUCUCGCCGCAGCAUCCGUAACCUUCGCAUUAGCGGCCCGAUCACGAAGUAUCCGGGUCAGCGUGACGACGAAGAAGCCCGCACCCCGCUGUCUCCACGUUUCUACAACCCUGGUCCGCCGCCAUCCCCACCUUCGGCCACCACCGCACCCACCCCAACCACCCCCAACACCGCUGAGUCCUUCGGCCCCUUCCACUACGAGGAUCUGGGCCGCCCGCACCCGCUCCCGCGCGCCCACCCCCAGCGCAGCGAGAGCGGACGGACGCUGGACGCCCACUCGAUGCACAGCUCGCACACGCCGCGCCCCAGCAACGGCAGCAACACCAUCGACAUCGCCAUGCGCGCCGGCGACGCGCCCUCCGGCCCGCCCCCGGCCAUCCGCACGCAGGACCUGCCCCCGCCCCCGCGCGGGCCCCACGGCGCCUCGGCGCGGUCCGCCACGUCGUCGACGUCGGAGCUGCCGCUGCGCAGUAUGGCGCCCGACUCGGCGCAGUCGCCCUCGACCAAGACGACCGUUAUCGAGGCGCGCAACCGCGGCCGCGACCUCCUGUCGCCGAGAGACCGCGGCUUGCGCACGCCCGCCACCGGCGUGCCCAUGACGCCCUACAGCCCGUACAUGCCCUUCACGCCCAUCACGCCCGUCACGCCGCACCUGGUCACGCGCAAGGAGCGCAAGCAGCGCCAGCGCGACGAGCGCAAGAUGGGCCUGCGCAGUCCGCUGCAGGAGGGAGACGAGGUCGGCGAUGUCGACUGGGGCGAUGCGUAUUAA